UCUCGUAAGGUGUUAUGUAACCGUCGCACUCACAACACAAUGUCUCGAUUGUCAUAUACCUUCAGAGGUCUUAUUGCUCCUGUAUUAACUCCUUUUAGUACUAAUGGGUCACUUAAUUUGGAUAUCAUAUCAAAAUAUGCGACGCAUUUAGCAAAGAAAGGAAUCAAAGGUAUACUUGUUAAUGGAACAAAUGGUGAAGGAAUGGCAAUGUCCGUUGCCGAAAGGAAACUUGUUACCGAAACUUGGGUAAAGGCAGUGGAAGAAACAAAACAACACCUGAUGGUUCAAGUAGGAGGUGCACCUCUUCCCGAUGUUAUCGAACUUGCGAAACAUGCAAGCAGUCUGCCCGUAAAUUCUAUACUCUGCUUACCUGAACUGUACUUCAAGCCUAUCACCCCUAAACAAUUAAUUGAAUACUUGGAAAUAGUUGGCGAGGCGGCACCAAAGACACCGUUAUUAUAUUAUCAUUUUCCUGUAAUGACUAAUGUUAACAUACACAUGGGACGAUUCCUUGAAUCAAUUGGUGACAAAAUACCUUCGUUUGUGGGUAUAAAAUUCACUAGCGCCAACUUAGAGGAAGGAGCGCAAGCGUUACGUGCCGAUAAUAGAAAAUUUAGUAUUUUCCUUGGCAAUAAUCAGUUAGUGCACGCUGCGUAUGCAUUGGGAAUGGAUUCUUUUAUAUUAAACAGCUUAAAUAUGUUUCCCGAACUUGUAUUGGAUCUUCUUACUGUUUGCAAGAAUGGAGAUAUGAUAAAAGCCAAAGAUAUGCAAGAGAAGCUUUCAAGCGCUGUAAUCGCUAUGAUGAAACAUGAUAAUCGAGUACAGGCUACAAAAAUAGCAAUGGCUCUUCUUACUGACAUUGAUACAGGGCUAUCUCGUGCACCACCUAAAUCUAUUUCUUCUGAGACUAUAGCAACUGUGAUAAAAGAUUUAACGAACUUAGGAUAUCAGCCAAAUAUUAAACAUUAUUGA
This is a messenger RNA of Mycetomoellerius zeteki, 972 nucleotides long. RefSeq names its product N-acetylneuraminate lyase. Lineage: Eukaryota; Metazoa; Arthropoda; Insecta; Hymenoptera; Formicidae. The coding region runs from base 40 to 972 and encodes 310 amino acids. Gene Ontology annotation, molecular function: lyase activity. The record is from RefSeq and is a predicted model, not a curated record. The transcript has 8 exons.